Temnothorax curvispinosus is the source of this 1187-nucleotide messenger RNA. Its product is annotated as RCC1 domain-containing protein 1. The transcript is spliced from 7 exons. Bases 97 to 1131 code for a protein of 344 amino acids. The record is from RefSeq and is a predicted model, not a curated record. Lineage: Eukaryota; Metazoa; Arthropoda; Insecta; Hymenoptera; Formicidae.
UUCCUGGUAUCCAAGGAGAACGGUGACAUCUGCACAUUCUGACUGAUGUUACUUGCCGAUCAACGCAUUUGAUACCGUCGGAAGAAGCUACAAGACAUGCCGGUGUAUUAUGCCGGCUUAAAUGCCAGUCCACUGUUUUCAAACCAGGAUGGGAUUGUCACAUCGAUAUCGCAUUUUACUCAAAUUCCACUUCCUGGAAUCACAGACAUUGAGAUUGGGUGGAAUUACUUUCUUCUGUGGCAAGAUACAAAAUUAUAUAUCACGGGUAAAAUCAGUGAGAAAGAUGACAGAAACAGGCCACAUUUAAUGCAGAUACCAGAGGAAUCGUCGGGAAGCUGUGAACUAGCUGCUCCUGGUCGGGAUAGUGUAGUUGUUUUGUCCACACGCAAUGAAAUCUGGAAAUAUAAAAUAUAUGACGACUCUUGGCAAAAAGUAACACCGUUUAUUCCCAGCAAUGACGACAUGCAGACUGAACACGCCAUCAAACUGUCACAAGCAGGAUGUACAGUAGUUUUAACUAAUUUAGGACGCGUAUUUAAUGCCCCGCUUUUGGUUGAAAUGCCAAAGAGAGUCAAGUUUGUUGAUCUUGCCUGUGGUUUUGACCAUACUAUUUUACUGGCUGAGAAUGGCGAUGUUUACUCAAUGGGGAUGGGAAUACGUGGUCAAUUAGGACACAGUGAUUUAGAAAACUGUGAUAAUCCGAAACUUAUUGAAGCCUUGGCAGGUCUGAAAGUAAUACAAAUAUCAGCAGGUGGUUGGCAUACCGCCGCAGUCACUGAUCAGGGCGAUCUCUAUACUUGGGGAUGGAAUUCAAAUGGUGAACUAGGAAUUGAAAGCAAGGACAAAAAAGUUCACGCCGUUCCAACUUUAGUAGAUUUUAAAAACGACAGUGGAGAGAAUAUAGAAAUUAAUGUUAAAAAAGUCGAAUGCGGAAAUUCUUUUACUAUAUGCUUAACAGACGACGGUUUCUUUUGGGGCUGUGGCUCUAACAAGUACGGUCAACUAGGAAAACUUCAACGGAACUUGGAAAAUUCGUAUAAUUUUGUCAAAUUGGACAUUCAAUCGCUAGAUCCUAAAACAGUGAAAAAAUUCAAAUGUCGCGAAUGGGGCACGGCGAUAAUCACAGAAUAACAUAUUGUACUUUAAAUUAUUGGACAAGACGAAAUAAAAUAUUCUUUCAGUCUGAU